UCAUUUUUAUUCUUUUUUCUUUUUUUUCUUUUUUUUUGUGUUUGUUUACUGUUAAUUUGCAAAAAAACGUUUCCAUGAAAGGUUUGUAAUUACUGAUCACAACUCACCGAUUUAGGAGAGAAGCGAACAUUGCAUCCACAAAUUGGAGUGUUUCGAUGAGGAACUUGAGAGAUUCAUGAGAUGGCGCAGCUUGGGGGAGUUCAGGUUUAGGGUUUGAGGUUCAGGCCUGGUUGUGGAGAUGUUGCGACAUUAAGCUCUUCAAUGUUUUUGCAGGGAGAUUCAUCAAGAUAUGUGCUUCUCAGGGACCUUGCUCCGUCAGCCAAGGCGGCUGGGUAGAAAUACGCCGCUCCUGGUAUUGUAAACAGAAAGUAGAUGCAACUCUUUGCGAAUUGAAUGUUUGCUAUGCCACAGACCACCUCGAAAACACUCGGAAAAACAAGCACUGUAUUAUGGGACAUGUCAUCUUGCAACUUCUCAUUUUUCUACCUCAAUUUUGGUCUCCCAAUGGUUCUCUAAGCAUGCAUUCGUUUGUAACUUGCACCGAUCUCACCCUCCAUUUCGAUGGCUGGAGUAAUGCUCGAUUGUGGGGCUAAUCACGAGGAAAAGAACGUGUUGCAAUUCUCCGGAUUCCGGAACUGCUUUUGGCCAGCUCUGAGGGAGUGGCACCCUACAGGAAUCGAGACCUAGUUUUAUCUUACCGUAUCCGACCAUAUGACCAUCAGACCAUGGACAUCUGGCCUGCUUCCCUAACCCCACCUGUUCAACAUGCCACAGAGAUUUUCGGACUCCGCCGGUGGGUUCAUGGGCUUGAUGAGCAAACCGGACAUGUCGAGCAAUGAUGGACGCCAGGAUGAGUCUGAAGAAAGGAUCGAUAACCAGCCUGGAGGAUCAUCUCCAAGUCCCCUAGAAUUAACAAAGGGCCAUGGCGACUCGGACACUGGUGUCUUAGGUCCGAAUUCCGGCCGUGGCGCUUCGAGUGAGGUGACUGGAGCAGACCAUCGCCCCUCAAGCUUCAGUGAAUCUCAGUUUGGGCUUGACGCGAAGACAGUAUCUUACGGCCACGCGGCCGCAGGCUCGCGUAACGUCAAUUCCCACGCUGAUGUCGAUGGUUUUUGCGUAUCAAGACCAUUGUGCAGUACGGAGCGAAACGCAGGUGGAGAUGGAUGCAACCUUGACAACACAACAAGCACGCAUGGGGUCAAAAAGCACGGAUUGAUCAACAAAAUCAAAGAGAAGUUGCCGGGUCAUCACCACACAGCGGGUCGGGUAAUCGAGAACGAUCCUCCGAAGAAGGCACGAUGGAUAAGAUGAGAGCAAGAGUGAGAAGCGACCACGCCAUCUCGACAACUACCCUACCACCCAAACUGACAUUCUGCUCAACUGUAAGGAACUUGGAGCCCUGCGAAUCUUAUCAGCUAAUCAAAUGACUUAGUAAGCUUGCUACUGCUGUGAUGGCAGGAUCUCGAAUUUGCGCAAGGGAUGGCAAGCCUGCGGACUCCAGUAAGACGUGGUGGGUCCUGCAGAAACGUCGGAAUUAGGACUUUAGAGAACCGACGCACAAAUCGCACAAUUGUGCAGAGUCCAUGUUCUGAAGCUGAAACUUACGGUGCUUGGUUCGUCGCAAUUAUACUCAAAUCGCAUCUGAUCGUCGCCGUCGUCAUUCGAUACGAUGGAUUAAGUUCUCGAUCGAUUGCGUCUGCGACUGCGAAGAUCAGGCGAUGCGUUGUCAAAGCCUCUCAUGCAUCUCACUUCUAGACUCUUUCGGGUUUAUGGUUACCAUCCAGAGAUUUGUAACCCUAAACCCGAACAUGCAUGCAUGCAUUGGUUUCCGACAGAAUUUUGUACUGUAAUGCAAGAAGACUAAUUCAUUUUGCAAAGUUUUACAUUUUUAAUACUUUUUGUAGAAUGGAUAUGUGAGAAAUAUAUUAAAUAGG
Physcomitrium patens is the source of this 1934-nucleotide messenger RNA. Lineage: Eukaryota; Viridiplantae; Streptophyta; Bryopsida; Funariales; Funariaceae. The record is from RefSeq and is a predicted model, not a curated record.